AACUUUAUCAAUAAUACAAUGGAAAAUGAAAGGAGUCGCUUUAAAGCUGGUCCCUCGGGUUAAUGCGACAUCAAAAAAUGGAUGCCUUAAGGAGGUGGACAAUGCAACGAAAAUCAAUUCAAUAUGUGAAAGUGCUCCGAACACAGCAAAGCUUCUGCACUCUUGCAUCUUCCCGAAGAUCCCAACAACUGUCUGUUCACAAUAUUCAUUAUCGCCACAUAAGACUCAUUUCGCGAUGUUUAUGGAAAUGUGUGGAAGUGAGCUGACUGGAAGAAUCAAGUUUAAAUCAGACGAACAAGUCAAAAGUGUAAUAUGCCAAAUCAUUUUUUUCUUGGUCGCUGCUCGAAAGAAGAGUGGAUACUCGCACAAUGACUUCCACAAAAGAAACAUUUUAAUUAAUGAUACGAGAAAGGAGACAAUUUGUUACAAAGUCGAAGGCACGGAGUAUGUUUUGAAGACGAGUGGAGUUUGGGUAACUGUUAUCGAUUACGAGGGAAACACGUUCGAUGAUGAAGGUAACCGAGCAGAUUUCCUCCGUCUGGAUGGAAUCUUCAAUGAUCUGAAGAUGCAAAUGAAGGGAAAAGACGGAAAGCAUGUAUGUAUAAAGUCGAAUUGAAUAGUUAAAAGUUUAAAUUUCCGUUUGCGAAGACGGUUCUGGAUCGAAUCAAGGAAUCGUGUGACAUCGAGGAUUUAUGGAAAAAUCAAGAAUUCAUCCAUACCUUUCUUUUGUAAUAAAGCGCAAAAUUGACU
Molecule: messenger RNA, 750 nt
Organism: Caenorhabditis elegans
Lineage: Eukaryota; Metazoa; Nematoda; Chromadorea; Rhabditida; Rhabditidae
Gene: C26E6.1
Product: Protein kinase domain-containing protein
Exons: 2
Coding region: 26-616 (196 amino acids)
Biological process (GO): chromatin remodeling
Source: RefSeq, marked reviewed